AUGGCAAAAGACGUUGCUGCAGAGGAGUCGACCUCAACCGAAAUUUCGCUUUUCAUUUCGCUGAAGUUGGAUCCAGUUUUUCGCCUUGUUCCGAAAUUUAUCACGGCGAACGAGCAUUCAGCGAGCCAGAAACAAGGCCUGUAUCUUGAACUCUUUCGGGCUGUGCGUGAUGCGGUACUGUCGCUGAGUAAUCGGAUGGAAGCAUUCAUCACUCUACACACUUAUUCACAGAUCUGGGUGUAUCCGUACUCGAACAAAAAAUUUGCAUAUUCACCAGAUGUUGAUGAACUCAAGGAAGUGGCAAAGAAAGCUGUUGAAUCACUGGGAAAACUAUAUGGUACGCAAUAUAGAUAUGGUACUGGACCGGAGACCAUAUAUGCAUAUGCAGGAGGAUCGGCUGAUUGGGUCAAAGAAACGGCACAUGUGAAGUAUUCGUACACAGUUGAACUCCGACCAUCCUAUUUUUGUUAG
Messenger RNA from Gongylonema pulchrum, 471 nucleotides. The record is from the annotation of a GenBank genome assembly. NCBI's taxonomy places the organism in Eukaryota, Metazoa, Nematoda, Chromadorea, Rhabditida, Gongylonematidae.